GAUAGUAGAAGGUCGGAAGUACAGUGCUUUGGGUGAAAGAUUUUUUCUCUGGAUACAAAAUGGAUGAUCUAGGAACUUUAGUGUCUUCCGGUCAGAAAGUUGCUGUGACAUGGGAUGGCAGUUCCUCCAAAGAUGCUCUCAAGGAAUUUGUAUCAAAGUUGCAGGAGGCAGUGGCACCACAAGGCACAGUUUCUGUUGAGAACAUAGAACGACUUCUACUGUCUGCCCAUGCUGAUUCUAGCUUUGAUGCUGUUCUGCUUGGUGUGGUCCAAGGAACUCAGAGUGUACACAGCUCUGAAAUACUCGCAGAGGUUGCUCGAAUCUUGAAGCCUGGUGGGGCAGUGAUCAUACAAGAGCUGGUGGCAGCAGGAGUAGAUAAAGGAUCUCCGCUUAGGACUCCAGAACGCCUCUCCUCUUUGCUUAAACUAUCUGGACUUACUGAAGCCACACAGCUGUUGCAAGAACCCCUAAGCCCUGAACAGAAGCAAACCGUUGUUGAACUAUUAGGGUACAAAGGAAAUGAUGUGAGCACUAUCCGAAUGAAAGCAAAGAAACCAAACUAUGAGUUGGGAUCUUCUCGGCAGCUAUCGCUUCCUAAAAGCAAAAUAACGGAAAAAUCAUCUGUGGAUCAAGCUACUGUGAAACUCUGGACUCUGUCAGCUAAUGACAUGAAUGAUGAGAAUGUGGAUUUAUUGGACUCAGAUGAACUUUUAGACCAAGAGGACCUUAAGAAACCUGUCCCAUCUUCUCUGCGCGCGAGCGGAUGUGGGGAAGGAAGCGAAAAGAAGCGGAAAGCCUGCAAGAACUGCACUUGUGGAUUAGCAGAAGAGCUAGAAGCAGAAAAAACUCCGAGCACUGUCCCAAAAGCUGCACCGUCAGCAUGUGGUAAUUGUUACCUAGGCGAUGCUUUCCGUUGUGCUAGUUGUCCAUAUCUUGGGAUGCCAGCUUUUAAACCAGGAGAGAAGGUGUUAUUGAAUCCUACACAGCUACAGGAUGCCUAGUUCAGAACUGUCUUUCUUGGAACUUUUUUCUUUGUACAUUUUAUGUAGAAUACAAAAAGUUUGUGAAAAUUCUUUAAGGCAGUUAAAAAAAUUACUUAUUUUAAAGCAUUGCCCUUUCUUUGAAGAUAAUAGGAUUGGACUUGCUGUUAUAAAAGUUGAAUGUUCUCGACACAUUUACUGUGCUGCUUAGAGUAUAAUAUUGGUAUUUGUAGCAGGGCUUUAUUAAGUGUGCCUUGGAUGGUGCUCUUAUGUUGAAGUCCUUGGGCCUGAGCUCCUUUCCAUACUAAUCUCUGAGAUGAUUUCUACCAACACAUAUUUGUGUGAUUUAUAGAAAGGUUAACGGGUUAUGUGAAAAAUUAAGAGAACACUUCUAGCAAAUGCAAGUUGCUGGGUUGCACUUUUUGUAGGUGUAUUGCAUUUCAAUUAAAACUUGGGCUGGAUAAUGUAGAGGCGUCCCUGUUUUGUUUUGGGUUUUUUUUACAUGAUCUGGUAACCUUAAUUUACCAUACACAUAUGUAAUUCCUAGCAUGGACUGGGAAAAAAUGUAUUUAUAUGUAAUUCAGUUUAAAAUCUGUUGUUCUUUGCUUCAUGAUGUAGACUGGAACAUGAUCUGUAGGUUGUGCAGGCAUUUGCUUCUUUCCUUGACCCUAAACCUACAUUCUAUGUUGGCACUUAUAUGUAAAAAGAUAUGCCCUGCGUUUUGAUAAAUAGUUUAUUAUUAUAACUGAAAUCUCAUUCAUUAUAAUUUUUUUUUUUUUUUUUUUGUUUAACCAAGGUUUUAUUGAGGGACAGAGAACAGACAAGAUUUCCAAACAGGUUAUAAAAAAGCAAAUCAUAAUUCAUAUAUAUAUAUAUAUAUAUAUAUAUAUAUAUAUAUAUAUAUAUAUAUAUAUAUAUAUAUAAAAUAGAAUAAAUAACCCUUAUAAUUCCCAUGAUGUUGUUACAUAACAUGUACAUCUGUUCUUCUAUGUUUUUUCAUUUUAUUAAUGCUAACUUAACAAAAUAAAGAUACUUAAACAUAAA
Messenger RNA from Xenopus tropicalis (tropical clawed frog), 2024 nucleotides. It is a transcript of the gene ciapin1, whose product is annotated as cytokine induced apoptosis inhibitor 1. Gene Ontology annotation, cellular component: nucleus; cytoplasm; mitochondrial intermembrane space. Gene Ontology annotation, biological process: iron-sulfur cluster assembly; negative regulation of apoptotic process; hemopoiesis. Gene Ontology annotation, molecular function: electron transfer activity; iron-sulfur cluster binding; 2 iron, 2 sulfur cluster binding. Lineage: Eukaryota; Metazoa; Chordata; Amphibia; Anura; Pipidae. The record is from RefSeq and is marked provisional.